AUGGGUGCUAUUAGAAGAUCAAAAACUAAGCGACGGACCAGAGACUAUGACCAAGUCUGCAACGAUAUCGAUUCGCCGAGGCAUUUAGAGCUUUACAAAAUAACGAAAGACGUUGAAGAUUUACCAGGCCUGGGCCAGCAUUACUGUAUCGAGUGCGCAAAAUGGUUUGAGAGUGAAUACAAUUUAACAGCUCAUCGAAAGGGCAAAAACCACAAAAGAAGGGUUCGGUUAUUAAAGGAAGAGCCACAUACGCAAAAAGUGGCAGAGGCAGCAGUGGGGCUCACUACAGACAAUGGAACUCGGAAUAACGACACGGUUAUGGACCUCACGGAAUCGAAUUAA
This is a messenger RNA of Ophidiomyces ophidiicola, 342 nucleotides long. RefSeq lists its product as uncharacterized. The transcript has 3 exons. The record is from RefSeq and is a predicted model, not a curated record. Gene Ontology annotation, molecular function: zinc ion binding; nucleic acid binding. NCBI's taxonomy places the organism in Eukaryota, Fungi, Ascomycota, Eurotiomycetes, Onygenales, Onygenaceae. Bases 1 to 342 code for a protein of 113 amino acids.